AUGCCGCCGGCGAGAGGCGGGAGGCGUGAUGAUUUGAAACCAGAUCCACAAACGAAUCCACCCAAUGAAGAAAUCGCAAGCCCGGAGGUUUGCAAUGUGGAGGACUGUGAAGCGAGCCCGCUCGGUGCCCUCGAGGAAGAUGAGCGGAAGCCAGCUUCCACUAAGAACCUACGGCGUCUUAGGAAGGCGAUCGCAAAAAGCGAUGCUGCAACCGCUAAGGAGCAUGGUGCAGACACCGAUGAUCAAGCAUGUUUCCAAGAGUUGGCUCCACGCAGAAGGUCCAAGCGCCUACGUUCCAAACAAACUGGAAAGAGCGAUUUGGGUGGCAAGGACAAUGAAGAUGAUGUAUUUGCAAACAGCUGGAGUACCCAGGAUGAAGCCAGGAAGUUUGCUCCAAAAAGGUCAAAGCGUCACAGAGAGAGACUUACAUCUGAUUAUUUCGAUGGUGAGGUGGGUCAAGACAAAGGCGCUCUGGGAAGUAGCUUGGACGAUACUGAUGACUACAGUUCAGUUCCCCGCCGAGCAUCGAAGCGCCUUCAGAACAGAUUGUGUACUAGAAACCUUUCAUAUGUUGAUGAUGAUAGUGACACCGAUGAUAGUUUCAGGAAGAAUAAUCCAUUAAGGAGAAUGUCAAAGCGGCUACAAGAGAAACGAAAAGCUGAUCAAGCUUCAGAGGAGAGUUGCACUGAAGCUUCUUCAUGCAGUUUGAUGGCUUCUUCUUCAUCAGGUUCAGAUGACAAAUUAUUGCGGAAUGCCAUAAAAUGUAGCAGACGUGAUUCCAGUCGACCUAAUUGUUUGAUCUGUAAGAUUGGAAUCACCUGCUCUUUUCUCAUCCAAUGCAAGAAUUCAAAUUGUUCUUGUACUUUCCACACCUUUUGUCUCGAUCCUCCUUUGCAAGAGAGUAUAGGCUCCUGGGAAUGUUCAUGGUGCAAAAUCCAUCUAGCACCAUCAGCCAACGUGGCAGAAGUGUUAAGUUCCAAAAAAAUUCAAAGACUUGUUGGACACAGACGAACUCUUAUGGAUUCAGAUUUUCAGUAUGAAUUUCUUGUGAAAUGGCAAUCGCUUUCUCAUUAUCAUGACUGCUGGGUUCCACUUGAAUGGCUUCAUGUAUUUGAUCGUUUACGAGUACAGAGCUAUCUAAUGAAGAACUGUUUGCCCCAGGAGAUUUAUUCAGAGGAUCAAAGGAAACUAGAGUGGUUUGAUGUAGAUCGAGCCAUAGCAUGUCGGAGGAAGUCCCAUUAUGAAGGUUUAUGUGAUAUCUUGGGUAUUUUCGAGGAUAAUCAAGACCUCGAUGAGUAUGAGUUCCUUGUAAAAUGGAAGGGUCUUGAUUACUGUGAAGCUACAUGGGAGCCAUAUUGUACUGAUGGUGUGCAACACGCUGUCCUCUUUAAAAGGCACUAAAAUGCCUCAAAAAGAGAGAGCAUAAGCCAAACACAUCCUGAUGAAUUGAAAAUAGAGGAGGUGCACCGUGGUGCUCUGUACGACUAUCAGCUUCAAGGUUUACAAUGGAUCUUAGAUAACUUUAAAAGUAGGAGAAGUGUUAUUCUAGCUGAUGAAAUGGGUCUUGGCAAAACUGUUCAAGUUGUUUGCUUUCUCUACCACAUUAUUAGGGGAGGUCUAACUGCAUCACCAGCAUUGAUCCUUGCUCCAAAGAGCAUCCUACUGCAGUGUGAAAAGGAAUUUGGCCACUGGGCUAGCGAUCUUAAUGUAAUUGUUUAUCAAGGUGACAAAGACUCUCGUAAGUAUAUCCAAGUCCAUGAAAUGUACUCUUCUGAAGGGAAACCUUUAUUUGAUGCUCUAGUCACAAGUUACGAGUUUGUCCAAAUUGACAAGGCCGUUCUACAGAAAUUCAAGUGGUCUUCGAUAGUCAUUGAUGAGGCUCACAGAAUGAAGAAGCUUGACUGCAACCUUGCAGCAUGCCUAAAACGAUAUUGCUCUGAAUUCCGGUUGCUCCUUACGGGGACUCCGUUACAAAAUAACAUUAUGGAACUAUUUUCUUUGCUUCAUUAUAUUGAUCCAGAUGAGUUCUCUGAUCCAAAAACUGAUGGGUUGUUCUCACCAAUUGAAUCUGAGAGGGAUUUGACAAUGGAUGAAAAAAUUGCUCGGAUUCAUGAUAUUUUAAAGCCUAGGAUGUUGCGGAGAAUGAAAUCUGAUGUUCUAACAGAUUCUAUGCCAAUAAAGAAGUGGGUUCAAGUUCCCUGUGCACUUACUGAUUCCCAGAGAGAACUUUACAUUAAUAUUUUAGAGAAGAAUUACACAAAGCUGAAUAGUGCUAUCCUGAAUGAUGCUAAAAUUGUGUUCCAGUAUCUAUUCCCAGGAUUUGAAGUUGGACAGCAAGCAAGCCAAGAUGUGUUUCACUCACUUGUUGCUUCAUCUGGGAAACUUCAACUUCUGCAUAAGUUGCUUCCAAGAUUGAAAGAAAGGGGAAAUCGUGUGCUGAUUUUCUCACAAAUGAUCAGGAUGCUUGACAUUCUUGAGGUUUUUCUUUGUUCCCUUGGGUACAAAUAUGCACGCAUUGGACAGACACCACUCUCUGCUAGGCAGGAGAGCAUAAAAGAAUACAACAACAAUGCUAGUGAAACAUUUAUUUUCUUGAUGUCAACUCGUGCUGGUGGCCUAGGAUUUGAUCUGCCUGGUGCCGAUAGGGUAAUAAUAUACGAUCCUGAUUUCAACCCAUUUAUGGACUUGCAAGCACAAUCUAGGGCUCAUCGAAUAGGGCAGACCCGACCGGUGGUCGUUUACCAGCUCAUUACAAAAUGUACUGUUGAGGAGAAGAUACUGCAGAAGUCAAAGCAGAAAUUGGCAAUUGAAAAUAUGUUGAUGAACUCUUCCCAGAAGCCCAGUGCUGAUGAGUUGCAGUCCAUUCUACUUUAUGGAGCAAAAACAAUUGUGGACAGGAAGAAGGUCAGCGCAACAUCGAUCCACUACGACGAUGAAGCCAUUGAGAAUCUCCUAAAGUUAGACCCUUCCUCUGGUGAGAAAUGCUCGUCGGACAAUAACGGUUAUCUUGGUAGCAUUGUGAGCUUUGCUCAUGGUGUCGAGGAUGAAGUACCUUCUUCCCCCAAGGUUGAUGAUCUGUGUGUUCUUAAGCCUGCUACUCCCAAGGUGGAUCUUGGCCGUGGGAAGAGAAAAAGGAAAGUUGUCAACUACGCUGACGAGGUGGAGAAUGAAGACAGUGACGAUAUGUAUGCCCCGGAGGGUUCGUCGACUUCGGAAUCCAGUAGCUCCGACGACGACGAAACUGACCGCGCUAUGCAGUUGCAAAUAGUGCCAGUACCUGACAGUUGAUGAAGAUUCAUAUUAUCGUCUGUUCCUGUUCCAUGACAGCAUCAAAGGUCAUCGUCGUAUCUUCCCGUGUCGCCCUUUUUUGAAGUGAUGGGUACGAAUCCUCCAAGGAAAUAGAAGGCAGCUUUUGUAUAGUACUCUAUUUAUCUGUUAAGCUAGUUAGGCGGUUGAUCUCGCUAUUAUGCGUUUUGAACUGUGCCAACCUUAUGUAAGUAACCUGAUGACGCAUGAUGGAAAUCCAUUAGAUGGCAUCCUGCCUGUGCUGGUGUUCUGGCUCGUUACUUUGUCGCUUUCAGAUAAAAUAUGUCCAUCUGCAAGAGU
Molecule: messenger RNA, 3606 nt
Organism: Oryza brachyantha (malo sina)
Lineage: Eukaryota; Viridiplantae; Streptophyta; Magnoliopsida; Poales; Poaceae
Product: chromodomain-helicase-DNA-binding protein 3-like
Biological process (GO): chromatin remodeling; negative regulation of transcription by RNA polymerase II
Cellular component (GO): chromatin; nucleus
Molecular function (GO): chromatin binding; ATP binding; ATP-dependent chromatin remodeler activity
Source: RefSeq, a predicted model, not a curated record